Messenger RNA from Trypanosoma conorhini, 1185 nucleotides. Its product is annotated as dispersed gene family protein 1 (DGF-1). NCBI's taxonomy places the organism in Eukaryota, Euglenozoa, Kinetoplastea, Trypanosomatida, Trypanosomatidae. The coding region runs from base 1 to 1185 and encodes 394 amino acids. The transcript has a single exon. The record is from RefSeq and is a predicted model, not a curated record.
AUGGAGUACCCCGAGGUGACGCAGGCGGUGGGCAGCGGGCUGUCGUGGCUGUGCUACCGCAACGUGACCUUCAGCGGGGGCGGCAUGAGCCUCACAGUGCUCACUGGGGCGAUGACGGGCGACGUGGCGAACGUCACAUUCGAUGGGUGCACGUGGAGGGACGGCGCCGUGCUGGUGCUGGCGGGCAGCGCGGACUCCGCCGUGGGUUCGCUGAACAUCGCCGUCACCGGCAACACGUUCGACGACGCGCUGCUGAGCCCAGAAGGCGCGUUUCCCCCGCGCACAAACAUCACCAUCAGCGGGAACCAAUUUACGCUCACGCGGACGGUUUCGCCGCCGGGUUUGACCCUCGGGAGCCCGUCGUGUGUCGCGAUGAAUGAGCUGUGGGUCGCCAACCACUCCGCGGUGGUGUUCAGCGGCAACACCUUUCGGCCCGUGGCGGCGUACUCGAGCGCCAUCUACAUUGUCGACUCUUCGCUGAGGGUGUCGUGGGACUCCCUGUUUGCCGUGGUUCGCAACACGUUUGCUACGGGCGGCGCCAAUAGUGUUGUGGUACGGCUUGGGGGGUCCUGGGCGUCCGCGUCGCUGGAGGUGCUGAACAACUCUGCCGUGGUGGUGCAAGGCAACGUUGUGUCGAAGCCGCUAUUGUACUUCAUGUUAUUCCCGUGGUCGUUGCGUGUGGAGUCCCGGUCAGCGGUCGUGUUUGGGGGCAACUUAAUGCAGGGGGCCACAGCCGUUUUCGCCGUGGCCUCAAACGCCUACGUGUAUUACGACUCCUGGGUGCAGGUGAGCGGCAACCUUUGUCGCGGGUCCCCUGGGCUUGCCUUCGCCUUCCUGGGCGGGGCGCUGAGCCUCCGCAACUCCGCGCUGUCCGUGUCCCGCAACGAGUUCCGCUCCGACACGAACACGCCGACGGCGCUGCGGAUAGCCGACAUGGCCCAGCGACCUCUCAAACGGAUCGAUUGUGGCCGCCUGCAACACUGUGAACGGCGAAAAGGAGGCGGUCUACAUCGUCCCGUCGGCGUACAACGCCACGAUUCUGAGCUGCAGCGACCCAUGCGCCCUCGCGGCAUCGUGCUUCCCCGCGUAUACGACGACGACUUCGGGUGCCGGCUGCGCCUGCACGUGCGCGGAGGGCGGCCACGGCGACGCGUGCCUGCCCGUCGGCGUCCCCUGGAACGAUGA